Alosa sapidissima (American shad) is the source of this 1909-nucleotide messenger RNA. RefSeq lists its product as uncharacterized. The transcript has 4 exons. The coding region runs from base 1050 to 1880 and encodes 276 amino acids. The record is from RefSeq and is a predicted model, not a curated record. Lineage: Eukaryota; Metazoa; Chordata; Actinopteri; Clupeiformes; Clupeidae.
CGAGGUCGAGGUUCUCUUAUCACCCUGCUCUCUAAAACUACAGUUAUUGAUACAAUUGGAAAUCUCAUUCAAAACUGCAUUUCAAUUGAAGUACAGGAAGCUGGAAUGUUCUCCAUUCAGCUGGACACUACACAGUACAUCACCUCUCAUGAUCAGUGUUCAAUCAUUUUAAGAUAUGUUACUGACACUGUACACGAGAGGCUUGUUGCCUUAGUGAGGUGUGAGGCAUCCACUGGGCAAUACUUUUUGAACUUGAUCACAGAUGUCUUGGACCAUCUGAAGCUAAACAAAGACAUGUGCAUAGGAAAUUCCACAGAUGGGGCGGCAAAUAUGCAAGGCCGUUAUAAAGGAUUUUCAGCACCGAUGACCUCUCAGUCACCCACUCAUGUCCAUGUCUGGUGCUAUGCACAUGUUCUGAAUCUUGUGCUGUCUGACACAACGCAAAUUGUAAUUGAAAGUGGAUCACUGUUCAGUCUACUGAAUGACAUUGCAGUCUUCAUUAAGGACUCCUAUCAAAGGGUCAGUCUGUGGGAGAACCAAUCACAAGAUAAAAGCCACAGACGCCUCUCUCCAAUUGGGGAGACAAGGUGGUGACCCAAAAAUGCUCUCAAAAAAGUGUUUGGACAUUUUGGGAAACCACAGAAUGGUUUGUUCACAGAUGCGGUCCUGACACUGGCAGCCAUAGAACGCAAAGAUCAUGAAAAAGUUACUGUACGUGCCAAAGCAUGUGGUUAUAAAGAGGGUCUCUUGAAAUAUGAGACCAUAUUAACAGCUCAGAUAUUCCUGAGAGUAUUUGAGCUAACAACACCCCUGUCUAAAUACCUCCAGACAGAAGGCAUUGAUAUCCUUUCGGCCCAUCGUAUGGUGAUUGCCACGCAAGAGGGCCUGAAAAGCCUUACCAGAGAUUUUAAAAGUGUGAAAGCAGCUGCAGACACCUUUGUGCAAUGGACAAAUGAGAAUAUUGAGAAAAGAGAGGAAGAAACUGAUGUUGAAGUUGAGAGUGCAUUGCCACAGAAAAGAGGAAAGAAAAAAAAAACAGAGUGGGAGAAAUGGCUCAAGAUGAGCCUCUAAUGGAUGCUGAGAGAGCAUUUGAAGUCAAUGUCCACAAUAGAAUUCUAGACACUGCUCUUGAGGCCAUUCAUAGAAGGUUUUUGACACAUGGCACUCUUUUCGCCGAUUUGGCAUGGUUGGACCCGAGGAGCUUUGAACAGAUUCGGACAACUACUCUUCCCAACAAUGCUUUGGUCUUGAGCAGAUGUCUGGUGAAAUUCGACAGUAGUGCAACAGUGGACAAUCUUCAAUCAGAGCUGAAAUGUUUAGCAGGACAGUGGAACAGACUGAAAGCAUCCCAUCUUGAGGAUUACAUGACCAGAACAGUGGAAGAUGGAGCUGAAGGACAAGAAGAGGAAACAGAUAUUGUGGAUAAAACCUGUGCCUCCUGUAAAAAUUGCCCACUGUGCUGCUAUCAGAUUCUCAAGCGGCUCAACAUGCUCUCAGAUGCCCAUCAUCUCCUUGGGCUUGCUUAUAAGUUCUUGCUGACCCUUUCCCUGACCCAGGUGGCCUGUGAAAGAACAUUCUCUACCCUCAAGUUAAUCAAAAGCAGACUUAGGAGCAACCUGUCAGCAAGCAAGCUGGAGGCCUUUAUGUUGAUGGCCACUGAGAAAGACAUCCUCAUGGCAUUGGACACAGACACAGUCAUAGAUACGGUGGCUGAGAAGAGUGAAUCACAGAAAGCUGCUCUUGUAAGGAUGCCUUCACUUGUUUGUUGUAGGAGGAGUUCUUCAGGGGAUGACUUGCAUCCCUUUUCCUUGAGUUCAAAGUUCAUUGAGGAGUUCAGCUACAUUCAUCCUUUUGGGGACUGGGUACACCGAAUAGGAUGAAUUCUGCUUAAAGAUCCAUUACUGUGGUG